AUCCAUUUAAAUACCUCAAAACAACGCAAUUUUGCAAUAACAUAUAAACGUAAAAAUAGCAUAUUCCCGUUAUGGAGUACUGUUUAUUAUGCCUGGAAAAGUUGUCAAAUUGUAUUAAAGUGAAUUCUGGAAAGUGGCAUGAACAGGAAAUAAAAUUUCUGAUUGAGAAACAUUUAUGGACUAUGAGUAUAAUCUUAGACAACUCCUGGAUAUGUUUAGACUGUAUAAACGAAUUACAGAAUUUUAAUAAAUUUUACGAACGCAUAAAACAGGCACACACAAAUUUGGACAAGUUUGUGGAAAAGGAUGACAAAAAGCCUAUUAUCGAAGAUGAUAAAGACAACGAAAGUGAAAAAGUUGUUAAUGAUGAUCAUACCGAUUUAAAAAUAGAGACAGAAAUUGUGAUGGAACAGGUUAUGGAUGCAGUACAUAUCAAAAGAGAAAACGAAGAUUUAGAUGCCCAAAUUGUGCCGAUAAAUAAAAAAGAUCACAAAGAAGAAAAUGAAGAUAAUGUUAAAGAUUCACUGCAGAAAACUAAAAAAUCAAAACAACAUAAAAUAGUGGUUAAAAAUUUCAAAAAACUAAGAUUAAAAAAUAGGAAACUGAGUGGCCGAAGUAGAAAAUUAUUAAUUUCUGAGAAUUCCGAAACUUCUGAAGUUAAAGUCGCACCUUGUAAAGAAAUGGAAAAAUCAGAAAGUCUUAAUGUAUCUGUUAGAAAUGGUGACUCUGAGGCUAAUCGAAACGAUGAUAAAUGUUUAUAUAAACGACAAAAUCCUGAUGAUAAGGCUCUUAAAGAUUAUGAUAGAAUUAUAGCAGACAAUUUUCAAAUCGAAUGUAAUCUAUGCCAAACUUCAUUUGUAAACUUUAUAGAAUUGCUUAAACAUUUUAAAGAGGAACACAAACAGCGUGGUUAUGCUCUUUGCUGCAAUAGAAAAUUCUUUUCACGUCCCGUUUUAGUCGAUCAUAUUUAUGUUCAUUUAGAUCCCGAACAUUUUAAAUGUAAAGAAUGUGACAAAGUCUUUUCCAAUCGCAGUGUUUUAGUUAAUCAUUUGAAAAUACAUAAGGGCGAAAGUGAGCAGUUUAAAUGUGAUAAAUGUGGUAAGACGUUUGUAACUAUAACAGUACUACGAAAACAUCUCUUUACACAUUCUUCCGAAAAGAUGUUUCCCUGUACAAUUUGUGGAAAAUCUUUCACCAAUUCAUCCAUAUUAAACCAUCAUAUCGGGGCAAUGCAUCAAAAUAAAUUUCUGCAAAUCUGUUACAUUUGCGGCAAAUCUCUACGUUGUUCUAGUGCAUUUACCAGUCAUAUGCAAAAACAUGAAGCUAAAACCACCACUAUUAGUUGUGAUGUGUGUGGGCUUUUACUGGCCAAUAAAGUGGGACUUAAGCGUCAUAAAAAUUCCCAACAUCCAGAGGGUGGCAAAAAAGACCACAAAUGUCAAAUAUGUUUGAAAAUAUCACCUACACUUAGAGCUCUUAAAGCACACAUACAACGUACCCAUGAGUUGGGCUACAACUAUAAAUGUUCAUUGUGCGAGAAAGCUUUUAAACAACCAGCUGUGUUAAAGGCACAUAUGGCAAUACAUACGGGGAUACCUUUAUAUAGUUGUCCAUUUUGUCCAAAAACAUUUCAUUCGAAUAGUGCUAUGUAUUAUCAUCGAAAAAAUGCACAUCCUAAGGAAUGGGAAGAAUUGCAACGGCAAAAAUAUGUGAAUAAGUUGGCAUGACUUGAUGCAUAGUAUUAAAUAAAUCAAUUCAAAAUAAUCCUAUAUAGAUUAAGUGUAGAUUAACUAGAAUAGUCUAGAUUAUAGACCAGAUUAUAGACUAGACUAUAGAUUAGACACUAGACUAUAGACCGGACUAUAGACUAGACUAUAGACCGGACUAAAGACUAGAAUAUAGACCAGACAAUAGACUAUACUAUGGACUAGUGGUCUAUUGAUUACUAUAUGGAUUAUUUAUCAGAAGUUUAUAAGUUAGAAAAAUUACUGAAGAUAUCGUGGGGGUACCGCGGUAUUUUUCGAUAUCAAAAAGUGCUAAAAUAAGUACAUACAUAUGUAUGCAUAUGUAAACACAAUUCUCACUUACAUACAUAUAUGAAAAGUAUACAAAAUCACAACAUAAAAAUCAUCACAUAAGUAAAUGUUCUUUUAU
This is a messenger RNA of Lucilia sericata (common green bottle fly), 2154 nucleotides long. RefSeq names its product transcription factor grauzone-like. The transcript has 4 exons. Gene Ontology annotation, cellular component: nucleus; chromosome. The record is from RefSeq and is a predicted model, not a curated record. Gene Ontology annotation, molecular function: chromatin insulator sequence binding; zinc ion binding. The coding region runs from base 72 to 1727 and encodes 551 amino acids. Gene Ontology annotation, biological process: regulation of transcription by RNA polymerase II. Lineage: Eukaryota; Metazoa; Arthropoda; Insecta; Diptera; Calliphoridae.